Messenger RNA from Lucilia cuprina (Australian sheep blowfly), 5565 nucleotides. RefSeq names its product protein cordon-bleu. The record is from RefSeq and is a predicted model, not a curated record. The transcript has 2 exons. Bases 21 to 4052 code for a protein of 1343 amino acids. NCBI's taxonomy places the organism in Eukaryota, Metazoa, Arthropoda, Insecta, Diptera, Calliphoridae.
UAUAUAAUUCAGAUAAAACCAUGGGCAAUGGUAAAUUAUCCAAAUCCAGCACAAAUCUAUCAAUAUCCACCACCAACAUCAAUGAAACUAGUCAACUGGAAUAUAAUCGUAUAACACCGCUGCCAGCAGCCACAACAAAUGCUCCGUUCGAGCAGACAUUUCGUAUAACCGUACUACUGCCAAAAGAUCAGCUAUAUGUAACGCGUCUGGGAGCGAGAGUGCCAUUGAGUAAACUCUUGGAAUUGGUAUGCGAUAAUAAGUUAUUAGAUGCAGAAAAAUAUGAAUUUCGUAAUCCGGUUGAUCCUAGUCAAGUCUACAGUUGUGAUUUAACCAUUGGUGCUGUGGGCCUAUCCGAAAUACGUUUAUGUCACAAAACCGAGUCAUAUGAUAAUUUUAAUAGCGAUGAAAUUAUCAAACUGCAUCGUACUUCGUUGAUUAGAGAAUCUUUAUCUUCGUCCGAAUUUAGCAGUCGCAAUUCGAAACACACCACAAAAACCACUAGUCCUUAUAGUUCAACAAAUUCUUUGAAUUCUAUGGAUUCGUCGGCUUUAAGUUAUGGCCGUACACCCAAAUUACCUUCGAGCACACAACCAAAAAUGUCGGCACCACCACGCAAAAAGCGUGCAGCCCCUAGACCACCAAGUCAAAUAGCCAUACCCGAGAAAUCGGCUUUAAUUAUGGAGAAUGGUGAGAGUAAAAAGACACCAACACCGACCACACCUUUGUCAACCAAAGACUUUUCGGUUUCCACUCCGAAUUUAACCACCUCCACCAUGCUGAUGAGCGAUAUUAAUGGCAACGACUGUAAUGGCCAUUUGAAGGAUUACAAUGAGCAGAGUAGUGGUAAUGGUUCUUUAAAUUCCAAUGGUUAUGCUGAGGAUACGGUAUUGUAUGCUCAGAUCCAAAAGAAAAAUGCUUUAAAUCGUAAUAGCCAAAGUAAACAGGAUGUUAGUGAUUUGGGGGAAGCAAAUAGUAAGUUUCCCGAACCUUCUCCUAGGAAAAGAAUAGUACAGAUUAAAAAGAAGACAGCAGCGCCUCCAGCACCACCACCACGUAGCUCUCUGUAUCAGGAGGAUGCGAUUUCUAUAGCUUCUACUAAUGUUUCCAAUACAUCUACACCCACCACACCAGUGGGUUUGUGUAAGUCUCUGGAUAGUUUCUUAGAUCAAGAAGAGGAACAGGAACAAAAACCCAAACCUUUAGAGCAUGGAGAGUCGGUGAAUGGGGACAACAUUCCCAAACCGGUGCCCAGAAUAACCACCAGCACUACACUCUUAAAUGCCACAGAUAUCGAGCAUGAUCUAAAGAGUUUCGAAAGCGAUGGCGAGGUCAAAUCCAAGCCUAAUAUAUCCAAAGUUUUACUCAAUCGCACACCCACCCCAGAGCCAAGGUCUUUAUCCUGCGAACCGCCCGAAUUGGAACAUUGCUAUGAACAUUUCAAACAGCAAAGAACCGAUGAUGAUUGUGUUUCCAAACAGGCAGAUUCGGGCAUAGGAGAACCCGUACCCUCUCCAACACCCGACAUUUUACCCACCAAUGUUUCUACUCUGGAUGUUAAAUCCAAUUUUGAAUCGUCUUCCGAUGAUGAUGAUAUGGUCAAGGUAUAUAACUUCAAAUUGGGCAAGACCUUGGUAAAACCGGUAAGUGAAACUAAGACAUUGGAAGAAUUGACCGUCAUGAAUAAUGCUGCAGAAGAAGAGACAGAUAGUGAGCUGGGGACGCCCUUAACAUUGACCCAAGUGCCCACGCCUAAUACUUUAUCGGAGACCUCGUCUUGGAACUUUACAGCCCCGAUAUCACCACCACCCAAUUUUGCAGAUAACAAAUUUAUGGAUCCCCUAGAAAUGGACUCUAAACCGGAUGCCCCUAUAACACCUAAAAUAUUGGAAAGACCCGUGCUAGAUUUUGAGGAAUUGAAAAGGGAGCAAGAGCAACAGGAUUUAAAAGAAAUCAAAGAAAUUAAAGAAGAAACACCCAGCAAAACUCCCACUACUCCUUUGGACAGUUUAGUGGAUGAAUUGUCGAGUAUUAUACAAGAAAAAGGAGUAGAUUCUUUGAUGAAAAAAACCGAGAAUUUAACCGAAAUUGAGGCAGCAAAGCCCAAUACUUUGAGCAACUUUUCCAUCAAUUCAAUAAAUCAAACUAAUGCCGGCAAACCCAAAGAAGUAGUAACUGAUCAGCCAAAAGAAGUACUUAUAGUGAAUACAAAUGUGGGUAAUACAGAAACCGAUUUUGUUAAGUCCUCCUCCCCCCUAAGCUCUCCCUCCUCCAGCCCGGAGGAGGAGAAACUCUAUCGCAAACGCAGCAGUGUUACUAGCCUAAAACAAAGAAGAUCUGUAACACGUUCCGAUUCUUUUCACACCACUGCUGCUGGACCCAAUGAAAAUUUGGGCUUAAAUAAACGUACAUCUUCCCAGCUAUCGCUGGAUCAAAUGGCUGGCCAUUUAAAUCGUAGACGUUCCUCUAGUGAGCUAAGCAUAGGAGAGUCUCCUUCGUUGCAAAGUUUGGAGGUCAUAAAAACUAUUUUGAAUUCACGUAAAAACAGUUUGGCAAAUAGUGCUGGAGAGGAAGAGCAACCUAUGGAGGUUAGUGCUCGAAGACCCUCGGAAGAAUUGAAAUUUGCCAGUUUGGAAUUGAAAACUUCAAAGUCCUUAGAAAUAGCUGAUAACAAGGAAGUGUUAGUAAAGGAGGAGGGUGAGGAGCAGGAGGUUAAGGUAGUGGAAGAACCCGCUAACGAGGAGAAACCCAAAGAAUUACCCAAAGUUUAUCGCUAUUCCGGACCACCCAGCAUUAACUUUUCUACCUGGAGUGAAAGACCCAAAAGUCAAGUGGCCAUUAAAAAUGAGGGAGAUUAUAUAUUCGGAGGAGCCCAGACAGCAAAUAAAAAUCAACGUUUUUCAACUCCUGCUAACAACAACGAGCCACCACCAGUGGCCCCCAAACCAGCCACCAUACAACGCAUGGGUAUUCCAGAAAAGGACUACAAGGUUCCAGUUUUGGUAAAACCUUUGCAGGAUGUUAUUGUAGAUAGUGUAGCUGUAAAGGAGGUAACGAACAACAAUAGCCAAAUUAAACAAGAAACCUUAAACCAAAGUCAAACGCUCCCCCUAAAGUCCCCCCUAGAAACUGUACCAAAACCCUCCACACAAAUCAAAACUCCUCCCAAACCCUCUGUGGAAACAGUGCUAAGACAAACUUCACAAGUUAUAGUUAACACUAGCAUCAACUCUCUGCCGCGACAAACACAAAGACCAACCGUAGAAUCGGUUUUACGACCCCAGACCCAGACUAUAGUUAAUACCAGCACUUUACCCAGAGUUAAUAAACAAAGAUUUUCCACACCCUCGGCCAAUACAACAAAAAUACAAAUAUUACGCUCUAGUUCGAUAAAACAAACACAAGAAAAUGAGAACACCAAACCAGGACCACAAAUUUUACGCUCCUCCUCCAUAAAACAGCAAAAGGAAGAUGAUGUUACUGUCACAACAGCUCCUUUUGGUCAAAAUACUUUAAGACGUACCGGUUUUAAGGAGAAAAUCCUGGCCCAAGAAGAACCAAAAGCUAAAGAGCAACAACAAAACAAUAACUCCCCAACAACUACUUCACCCCCACAACAAAAAUUGCUAGCCAAUGGUGAUCUAAAGCUUAAUAACCAAAAAUUCCCGAACAACAAUAACAACAACAAUUCCAUAACAAGUGCCAAAUUACAUUUAAAUCUAAAGAAGACCAACAGCUCCUUUAUCUCCUCUAAUCAAGUAUCUAAAACUGCUUCACCCUCUUCUUCACAUAACUUUAUAACACCUGCCUUAAAACCCAAACCUUUGACGCCCAAAACUGCUCCCGUCUUAAGCUCUGGCAGCUCACUUACUUUGACUACAACGGGCAGCACUACAACACCACCACCACCUCCUCCAGCACCAGCCAUGCCCGCCAUGAGUGUCCAACUAAGACCGGUAACAAAAGUAAGUUCACCAACUGAGUCCAACGAUCCGCGCGAUGCUUUAUUGACGGCUAUAAGGAAUUUUAAUAAAGAAGGUUUAAAAAAAGCUUAAAAGCUUAAGAAAACUUAAAACUUUUCAAGUCAUAACACUUGAAAGACAACAAAGCUUUAGGUUUAUAUAGUAGUACGUGGCAAAAUGAAGCACAAAUAAAAGCUUUUAAAUUAUUUAAACGAAAAAAAGAAAACUUUAAGCACAAAGCUUGUUAAAAAGAAAAUUAAAAGAGAGAGAGAGAGAGUGUGUGUGUGUGUGUAAUAGAAACAAGUUCAAUAGAGCUUUUAAAAUAUAAACACUUUUAUAUAUUGAUGUUAAAUUGGAAAUCAAAAAAAGCUUUUAAAAAGCUUUAAAUAUAUAAUAAAACUAAAAGCUCAAAAGCUUUUGGCUAAAACAGAAAAAGUUUUAUAAAGUUGUUAUAUUUUAUUAUAAAAACAAUAAAAAGCUUUAAAAUAUUUAUUUAAAUCUUAUAAAACUUAAAGCUUUAAAGCUUUUACGAGAGGAUAUAAACAAAAACUAAGUUUUUCAAGAAAAAAUGUUUAAUCAGAAGCGUUUAAAAAGGAAUUUCGUCAAUAAAUUUCUAAAAACAAAAAAAAAAAACAGAAAAUUUUUGCAUUUCCCCAACCAAAGUUGCCACAUGUUUUUUCAAAAACUCGAAAAAUUAAAGAAAAAUGUAAAUUAUUUAAAAUUCAACCAAAAUUAAGCUCAAAAUCUUUAAUUUUUUAAAGAUUUCAAGUUCCCCAAACAUUUUGCCCUCUAAAUUUGUUCCCAUGAAUUCCCAAAAUGUUAUUGAAAAAUACAAAAAAAAGUGGUUUAGGAUUAAAAAAUAUUUUUAAAUAUUAAAAUUUUAUGCAUUAACCCAAAUUUUUACAAGUUCCCUUGAAGAUUUAACAAAAAUACCAAAGUGGGCAUUUUUAUUUGAAAUUUAGGAAUUUUAAAAAUUUCAUUUUUGUUUCAAAAAUCCAAUCUAUAAAGUUUAAUUAAGCUAAAUUUGUGAUUAUCUUAAAUUCCCAGAAAGUUUAGACAAAUCCCAAUAAGGAGAUUUUCUUAAAAAUUUUGGGAAUUUGAAAAAUUUUCUUUGUAAAUGAAAACUAAGAUCGAUAUUUAACAUGUUAAAGUCAAAAUUUUAAAAUUUAUGCUGUUUUAAGAAUCCCGCACAGGGGAUUUUUGCUUUCUAUUUUGGGAAUUUAAAAAAUGUUAUGUUUAAAAGAAUAUUUCGCUAAAUUCUAUUAAUAUUUUAAAAGAAAAUUUGCAAUUUAAGCAAUUUUUCAAAUCCCGUACAGGAGAUUAUUGCUUUCUGUUUUAGGAAUUCAAAAAAUUUAAUGUUUAAAAUAAUAUUUUGCUAAAUUCUAUUAAUAUUUUUCAAAAAAUUUUGAAAAUCUGGAAAUUUUUCAAAUCCCGUGUAGGGGAUUUUAUGUUUAAAUUUGGGGAAUUUAAAAAAAAAUAGUUUUUAAAGGGAAAUUUUAACAAAUUUUUAUAAGAUUUAAGAAGAAAUAUCAAAUCUCUUUACAUUUUGGGUAAAAGUUUUGUAACAGCAGAUUCAAAACUCUAGCGCUCACUCCCUCUCUCUCUC